CGAAGACAGAGGGAGACUGAGAGUGAGUGGAGGAGAAUGGAGAGCAUGAACCUGCAGAGGAAACACAACUGAGACACCAAGCUGGGGCUUACCUGCACCUCCUGGACCGCUGACUGAACUCUCUGACACAGAUCUGUAGCUUUUUUUGGUGAUAACAAGAGGAGGAACCAUGGGACCUGAAACAUGGAGCCUGUUUAUUCUGUUGGGUCUGUCAUUCUGGAGCAACAGCCAAGCCCUCACCAAGAACACCAUCCUCUCCCGGAUACGAAGAGCUCCAGAGGCCAACGGAGAAGCGAAGAAGUGCUCCUACACGUUCCUGGUCCCUGAGCAGAAGAUCACAGGACCCAUCUGUGCCGCCCGAGGUUAUUCAACUGACAAGGACCGAGUGACACGUCUGGAUGUGGCUGCGGUGCGCGACCUCCUGUCAAAGCAGCGUCGGGAGAUGGAAACUCUGAAGCUGGUGGUGGAUGUGGACGGCAACUUGGUGAAUGAAAUGAAGCUGUUGAGGAAAGAGAGCAGGAACAUGAACUCCAGAGUGACCCAGCUCUACAUGCAGCUGCUGCACGAGAUCAUCAGGAAGAGGGACAACUCGCUUGAGCUAGCACAGCUGGAGACACGUAUCCUCAACGCCACCACCGAGUCCCUGCGCUUGGCCUCCAGGUACAGGGAACUGGAAGCCAAAUACGCAGCCCUGUCUGCAGUAGUGAACAACCAGUCAGUGCUGAUUGGGACACUGGAGGAACGUUGCAUGCAGGUUUACAGCCGAAGGCAUGAGCAGCCACCCUUGGGACCUCCACUUGUGCAGGUAGUGCCCGAGAACAUUCCUGUUAAUGUGCCGCGUUUUACCAAUGAGAUCCAGAGGGACAACACCCGAGGGUUUGCCCGUGAGAGGGGUUCUCGCUCCGGGCCAUCACCCACAAGCGGCACCCUGGAAGUUCAGAAACCUCCACAGAGAAACUUCAGUGCUGAAGGCCCGUUCAGAGACUGUCUCGAGGCGCAGGAAGCCGGCCACAGCACCAGCGGUAUGUACCUGAUCAAACCAGAUGAAGCCGAGAGGCCAGUGCAGGUCUGGUGUGAACAGGAUAUUGACAACGGGGGCUGGACCGUGAUCCAGACCAGGAGAGAUGGAUCCAUUAACUUCUUCAGGAACUGGGAUAACUACAAGAGCGGCUUUGGCAACAUAGACGGGGAAUACUGGCUCGGCCUGGAAGGCAUCUACAACUUGGGGAGGCAGGGGGACUACAAGCUGCUGGUGGAACUGGAAGACUGGAUGGGCAAGAAGGUCUACGCUCAGUACAGCAGCUUCCAUCUGGAGCCUGAGAGCGAGGGUUACCGCCUGCGGCUGGGCACCUACCAGGGCAACGCCGGGGACUCCCUAACCAGUCACAAUGGCAAACAGUUCACUACUCUGGAUCGAGACAAGGAUGCCUUCUCAGGUAACUGCGCCCAUUUCCAUAAAGGAGGCUGGUGGUACAACGCCUGCGGCCAAGCCAAUCUCAACGGUGUCUGGUACACCGGCGGCGUUUACCGCAGCAAAUUCCAAGACGGGAUCUUCUGGGCCGACUACGGCGGCGGCUUCUACUCUAUGAAGGCUGUCCGUAUGCUGAUCAGGCCCAUAGACUGAGGAGAUACUGUAAGCCAGGCUGGUCCAGGGGUAACUAUGGAGGCCGGGGCACACUUGAACCUUAUUCUAAAUUGUGACUGUACACAACUGGUUGAUCCUAAGAACUAAACCAUCGGAGACUACCAGCCAUCAGUCCUGACUUGAACUGCCUCCUGUAACAGACAUGGACUUGGCGUGAACAUUGUUGUUUUUGUAUCAUAAUAGAUGCACACAUAGAGGGAUUUAGGGGACAUGACUAUUUAUAGUAAACUAUACAGCUCUUUUAACCACCACAUACAUAUGACAGUAAAGGGAAAUUAAGAAUCACUGCCAAAAUUUUCCAGCUAAAUAAUGCAAGCUGCCUCUCUGAUAGAGAGACCGCAGUGUUUUCCUCAUUACUAUGUCACCCCGUGGAGAGGAGGCGGCACAUCCAAACAGGACUUUGGUUUUGAUUUCAUUCAUAAGCUUUACUGUCACAGGGUCUAAAUGUAGCUCUUCCUACCUCGCCAAGAUAAACAUGUGUGGGUGGGGGGGUGGCAUUCAUACAUGGUUUUUAACUCAUGCUAGAUUUGCUGGGAGCUGGAAAAUACAUUUUGUUAAGACCUAUAUAGAUCUAUUUAGACUCUGAUCUGAAAUGACCAACACCUGAAGGAGCUGGAAAAAGGACACCGGUUUUAAUAAUAUUUUAUGUACAUUUGAUUACACAAAUACAGUACUGAUUUUACUAUUUCUCCCUACACUUAGAAUCAUCAUUAUACUGUAUGUUAAACUACUUUGUCCAAGUGCAGAUGACCAGAAACCAUAAUUUAUGUGUACAAUUAAGUUAUCAUAACAGUGGAAAGGGCCAGGUGUCCUGAGGGAGCAGUAAAUGAUCCUACAGAAAACAGAACUAAUUUCCUCCGCUGUGUAUAUGACAAUCAUUCUCAAAGUGUGCUUGCACGUAUGGAAAAUGCUGUUAUAUGUUUUUCUCAUUUGGCUGUUGAUUAAAUUUCAGUACGACUCUGGGAAAAAUAAGCA
Molecule: messenger RNA, 2620 nt
Organism: Chelmon rostratus (copperband butterflyfish)
Lineage: Eukaryota; Metazoa; Chordata; Actinopteri; Chaetodontiformes; Chaetodontidae
Gene: angptl1b
Product: angiopoietin-like 1b
Exons: 5
Coding region: 170-1624 (484 amino acids)
Biological process (GO): cell surface receptor protein tyrosine kinase signaling pathway
Source: RefSeq, a predicted model, not a curated record